UGUUUAGAUCAAUGCAGUGCUUAGGAAAAUAAUUCCUAGAGUAUUAAUGAGAAAAAAGAUCUCCUAAUCCCCCCCUAAAUGGGAUCCUUCACCAUUGAUAUAUAUAUAUAUACCUCUUGAUACGUUUUGAUCUUGAGGAAGGCAAACAAAAAAUUAAUUAAGAAUGGAAUCCAAAUCCAUUGAUAAAAAUGAAUAUGAAAUUAGCAAAAGUAAUAUUGGUGAUAAGUUUAGAAAAUCUUUGCAUUUGGAACAUCCUUCUGUUGAAUGGAGGUAUGGGAAACCUCCCACUUAUGAAUCUGCUAACCAGCUCUUUGAACAAGGCAGAACCAAGGAAUGGCCAGAAGGAUCUUUGGAAGAAACUGUGCAAAAUGCUAUUAAAUCAUGGCAAAUGGAGAUCAACAAUAAGGCUAGAUUGCAGGAUUUCAACACCAUCGAUCCUCACAAAUUUAAGCUCUUUGUCAAUGGAAGAGAGGGAUUGUCAGGAGAAGAAGUAUUAAGGAUUGGAAGCUUCAAUUCAGUGUUGAAGAGUGCUUUACCAAAAGAAUUUCAAUUUUACAAAGCAGAAGAAGAAACACAUGAAUCAGCUCAUAAUGAUUUCAAGACAUGUUUUCCAAGAGGUUUUGCAUGGGAAGUUAUUGAAGUUUAUUCACCUCCUCCUUUGAUUGCUCUCAAGUUUAGGCAUUGGGGUUUCUUUGAAGGACCUUACAAAUCCUAUUCCCCAACUGGUGAAUUGGUUCAAUUCUAUGGCAUGGCAACUCUCAAGGUAGAUUCAUUAAUGAAGGCUGAAGAAGUUCAUAUCUACUACGAUCCAACAGAGCUAUUUGGAAGUAUUUUAAAGGGUAAAAAAAAUAUUAUGGAUUCUGAAUUAUCCAAAAUAAGUGAUUCUUCAUCUGCUUCUGCUUGCCCACUCUUCGAUACUAAGAAGUAGUUCCAAUAAACAAAAAUAAUGUAAUUAUUGGACUUAAAUAUGUUAUGCGAAAUUGUGUAAGGUGUGUACUUUUCAAUAAAUCUCUUUCCAUAUACACGAGUGGAGGGGACCUGAACUUUUAUUUUCUAUUAAAUAAAUGUGUAUGACUUCUAGCCA
This is a messenger RNA of Cucumis melo (muskmelon), 1084 nucleotides long. RefSeq names its product pathogen-related protein-like. Bases 164 to 928 code for a protein of 254 amino acids. The record is from RefSeq and is a predicted model, not a curated record. Lineage: Eukaryota; Viridiplantae; Streptophyta; Magnoliopsida; Cucurbitales; Cucurbitaceae. The transcript is spliced from 4 exons.